Molecule: messenger RNA, 842 nt
Organism: Cataglyphis hispanica
Lineage: Eukaryota; Metazoa; Arthropoda; Insecta; Hymenoptera; Formicidae
Gene: Dnaaf6
Product: dynein axonemal assembly factor 6
Exons: 5
Coding region: 130-711 (193 amino acids)
Biological process (GO): axonemal dynein complex assembly
Cellular component (GO): cytoplasm
Molecular function (GO): protein-folding chaperone binding; dynein intermediate chain binding
Source: RefSeq, a predicted model, not a curated record
AUAUGACAGGCGUACAAUUUCUCAGUCUAUGUUCAAAUUAACCGCCAUUAUUAUCGGAAAACUGUAAAUGCGUUGCCAUAGCGACGGCAGUUUGUUAUUGCUUCCAUAGUGGAUCUGUCGCACAUCGGGAUGGACGGUUGUUUUACUCCGAGGGAUUUACAGGCGUUACAGGAUUUAAUCUGCCCGCCCAAGGAUGAUUCCGACGUCGAGGACGAUUUACCGCAAGCGGGCGCGAGAAAGUUAGGACCGAGCGAUAUUGGCGCCUCGAGCGAUUCUUUCGAGGAUGUUGCAGCAACAGGACCACAUGCGCCGCUUAAAGGCGCUGGCGAUGACAUUUGGCAUCCCUCGGAAGCUCUUGAUACUCGAAAUGCGCAGGAUUAUGAUCCGAGACAGGUGCCCGAAUACGAGAUAAAGUUCAAGCAAGCAGUGACGGCAGAGGAUGUUUAUCUGGGAAUGAGCUUUAAAACGCCAAGUACGGCAUCCUGUGAAUGGCUGUCGGUGCUGGUGAAAUUGCCCCAGGAAACGCGGGAAAAUGUGGAGCUCUCCGUGGAAUCCGAAGCGAUCGACGUGCGCAGCUCAAGAUAUCGGCUGCACCUACCGACACCGCAUCCAGUGAAUCCCAAUGCGUCUUCCGCCAAAUGGCACAAUGACACUUCUACCCUGGAAAUCACUCUGAGGCUCGCGCGCGAACUGGAUAACAUAAACUUUUGAUUCUGGGUUGUUUCCGGAUCGCCGGUUCGACCUAUCAAACUACAGAUCGGGAGGUCGCUACCCGCGGCGCGUCCCUCUCGUAGCGUUUAUCCUGCAAAAGCGAUAUGUAAGUAACGAGAGUGCGCGUUAAC